Molecule: messenger RNA, 1605 nt
Organism: Aspergillus thermomutatus
Lineage: Eukaryota; Fungi; Ascomycota; Eurotiomycetes; Eurotiales; Aspergillaceae
Product: DUF3176 domain-containing protein
Exons: 5
Coding region: 1-1605 (534 amino acids)
Source: RefSeq, a predicted model, not a curated record
AUGGCAGCCCGUUCAGACACGGGAUUCGACAAGGUGUCACAGCAAAGUCACGGGACUGGAAGUGAUUCCAGUCCAUCCCCUGUUGUACAAGACGAGAAGGAAGCACCUCCAAAAUCCGCAGAGACCUUCAUCUCGGCCUGGUAUGUUUGGGAGGUCCUGGCAGUGGUGGUCUCAGCAGGUACCCUCAUUGCUAUGGUCGCCAUGCUCCUCCAUUUUGAUCACAAGCCCCAGCCUGCCUGGAGGAUGUUGUCACUCAACUCGGCCAUUUCCUGGUUGAGCACUAUCUCCAAAGCCUGUGUUUUGUUCUCUAUCAAUGAAUGCAUCGGUCAACUGAAGCAUUUCGCCGUCUGGGGUAGCCUGGCUAUCAUCUUGGCACUCGCCUUCGAUCCCUUCAUCCAGAAUCUGAUCCAUUACUACUCAAACAUGGUGGUGGAUCCCUCGCAAAAGGCCUUCCUGCCAAACAGCACCAGAUACGAAAUUUCUGGCUUGCUUAGUCGCCCUGCUAGCCGAGUCGAUCCCGUACUCAAAGCAAAUGUGUAUAGCUCGCUCUUCAACGCUGAUCAGAGCAAGCCAUGGGCCAUUCCUCAGUACCUCUGCAGCUCGAGUAACUGCACCUGGGACCCAGUGGCGUCGUUGGGAGCUCGCGCGGUUUGCUCCAAUGUUACUGACCAUCUUAUUCCCUCAUGCCACAAUACCACGGAUAGUCUUGAAUUGAACUGCUCAUUAACGCUUGCAAACAGCAGCACAGCAAUCUGGUUUGUUCCGGACUCCCCGCUUCAUCAGCAGCUCGCAGUAACCCCGGUCAUGACACCCGCAUCCGCUCUGGUAUACAAAAAUGCCACAUUUAGUCCCAUCCAGUUCAUCGCAGCGCGAGGUAUCAAACCCUGGAGAGAAAUGCCGAAUAUUGACUUCGACACUAAUUGGGAAGCAAUCGAGUGCUCCAUUGAGCCAGCACAAAGCAAUCUCGUAGCAACCGACUUCACUCUCAAGCCAAACUGGGGCCCAGAGUUGGGAGCCUCCCCGACCCAGAACUUUUCGCUGUUUGGCGUAGCCGUCAUCGCCAUCGACGACUUUUUGACAAGUAUCUUCAACGGCGUUCUUAUGGAAGACGUCUUCGCACUCUAUUAUGUGCCUUCCGGCUUCGGUUAUGCAGGUAAGGAUGUUAUUGAAGCCCUGGUAAAGAGCAACAUGAGCGGCUGCAGUUUAGAAGUGGUGGAGAAGUUCAACUGCAGCAUGCACAAUGUGGCAGCAGCAAUCUCGAAGAGUUUCCGCGAUUCGGCGUACAUCAGUGCGGGUUCGGAUCCCGGCAAGGCACAAAUCGCUGCUGGACGCGUGAUGAGAAGCAUGACCUAUGUCGCUGUUCAAUGGCAGUGGAUUGUCUUGCCUGUUUUGGUGUGGUUGCUUGGAGCGGUAACGCUGGUCGGGACAGUAUGGAAGACGCGGAGGGCCAGGGCUCCCAAAUGGCGGAAUGACCCUUUGCCUCUGCUGUUUCUGUACCGAGAAGAGAAGAAUGAAGGAGUAUCGGACAGGGAUAUCGACGGAAGGGCAGACAGUUUGAAGGUCAGAAUGUACGAGAGUGAUCAAAAGAGGCUUUUGAGGAGCUGA